UUGAAACUUUCUCUAUAUACUUUUUUCCUUUUGUUUUCCUUCUAUUAUAAUUUUCAUUCAUUAUUGAAAUAAAAAUGUCUUUUAUUGAUUAUCCUUAUUAUUGAUUUCUUUUUUCUAUACUCUGUUUGCCGAGAGACCGGCUUUUGUGACGAAUUAAAACUCAUCGUUUAUCCUUACUAUAACUCUUGACGACUAGGGAGGGCUCCCCUACUUGUCGGCUGUUUUAGAAAGGAGAUUUUCGACGGAGCGCCCGUCAGUCGGAGCUCAAAGUGGGCCGAUUCUCGGUGAACAAAAUAUAACCAACGUUUUUUCAUUUAUCUAUGACCGCUGUUUUUAUAUCUCUGUUUAAUCUUCAUUUAGUACUUUCCCUAUUAUGCUCUUCUCCUUUUUGGUUUUCAUUCGAUUAUAAUUGUCAAUGAUAUAAUUUAUUUUUCCUUUUCAAGUAUCUAUUUUUUCUGAAAAACGUGACUAUCCUCCAUAUUAAGUUUAAUGAUAAUUCAGCACAAAAAAAAUAUAAAUAUAAUAUACUAAGUACAUUAUUAUAUCAUUAUUUUAAACACACAAAAAUAAAAAAAAAAUAAAAACCAAAAAUAAUAACUACAAUUUAUUUUACACAUUUGGUGAGAUCUAUACUUAAACAGUUUAACACGGGGAACGGAAAAUCAGCUAAAUUGUAUAUACUUAUCGGCUGCUGUUUACAGUUAAUACGCCACUGCAAUUAUUGCACUACACAAUAUUUAAAUAAAAUUUACAUGAAAUCUUGGUGAUGGUAAUGGUGCGUGUAAAAUAAUCUUCAUGUUAAUAAUAUUGUGUGCGUUAAAUGUGUGUUGGUGAUCGGGUGUGUAGAAUCGUUUGAUGACGAUGUACGUGUCACGCGAUUUAGUCGUGCGUGAGUGCGUGCGACCAAACUAUAUUAUACAUACGGCGACGAUAAUUAUAAAACAUUUUCUUAAUUAUUAAUUUCGUCCGUCGUACAAGGUAUGCGGUGUCGGGACAUCUAUCAUAAAGACAUAACACUUGGCCAUCGAUCACGGAAUGGACGUGCUGUUAGUUGGACGAAACCCGGACAAGCUGCAAGCCGUUGCCCGACUGAUAAGAAAAGAAUCGGCCGGACGGCGGCGGGUGAUGACGGCCGUGGCGGACUUUACGGAAGAUCCGGUGGCGCGAGACGGGACGGACGACUUAACCCUCCCGGAACCGCAGGUAAGGAUGGACCAGGACGACGACGUGGGCGACCGAUGUUUCUGCAAGCCCGACGGACAGCGGCCAGCCCGUCUCCGGUGCCCCCUGUGGUAUCGGCGGCUGAGGUCCGUCGUCGAGGACCGGUUGCAACCGGCCGGCGGCGUGGGCGUUCUCGUGAACUGCGCGGGCGCUUGUUACCCUCAUCCCGAGUUCUUUGCCGGCAUGACGGCCGACGGUGCCGUCGAGGCCGGAGACGGCGGCGGGCCGGUGCGGUUCACGGCCGACUAUUGCGGUAACGCGGACGCGGCCGUCCGGUGCAACGUGGCCGGGGCGGUGCACGCGUGCCGCCUGGUCCUGCCCGGCAUGUUGGCCCGCGGCCGGGGCCUGGUGAUCAACGUGGGCAGCGCGUCCGCGUCCGUACCGCCGGCCGCUCCUCUGAUGGCCUUGUACGCCGCCACAAAGAAAUUUUUGGAGAAGCUAUCGUCCGAUCUGGACGCCGAGUGCGCGUAUUUGACCAGAGGACGUGACGACGGAAACGACGGGCACGGCGUCCGGGUGCAGUGCGUCAGGCCCGCGUACGUGGCCACGGCCAUGUUGCGAUCCGCCAACCCGGACGUCCGCGUGGUAUCCGCGGAUUGCGAUAACGACCAGGACGAGGACAACGAGGAAGAGUUCGACGACGACGACAACUACGGCGACGGAUGCUGGUGGACUUCCAGAAGGAAGCGGCUGGAAGCCCGAGUGCAGCGGUGGCUGGUCCCAUCGGCCCGCCGUUGGGUGCGGUCGGCGCUCCGGCAAGGAGGACGAUUAUACGCCCGUGGACCGAAUUCGGGACCCGCUAACUUUACCGGGUACUGGCCUCACACUCUACUGGUGUGGUGUGCGGGGUUGGCCAGCGCCUUGACGCCUCGUCGGUGGUUCGUCGACCGAGUGCUGAUCCCGGGAAUGCUCGUGUACCGUACUAAGGGGCGAGCAGCCAUCGCGGCGGAGGAGAGAAGGAAAACGUACAAGCUCGCCGCGGUAGGGGGGCGGCAGGACAAGUCGAGGACGACGAAUUGACAUAAAUACAUCAUCGUCGUCGUCGUCGUCGUCGUCGUCGUACAACAGCGUCUGUGGGUCAUGACAUACCGACGUGGUGGUCAAACGCAACAGCUAUAGACGCAGACGGUGGAGGAUAUAGAUCUCUAAAUUAUUACGCACUACAGCAAUCAAAAUUCCUUAUCGCACUUAACGGCGUAGUACAGUUGAUGAUUACCUUAUUUUUUUCCUACUGUUCGGUUAGUUCAAUUUCGGGGGGGGGGAGGAGGAUGAUGGUUUUUUUAAAAAAAAUUUCAGUUUUCAGAUGCAACUCUAGCCCCUUUAAAAUAGUCAUAACUACAAUAUCUACCAUAUUUAAAAAAAAAACAUUAUAUAAAUGUAUAAAUCGUACAAUUUCACGCUAAAAAAAAACUUGAAUUCACCUCCCUCCCAUACCAUCACCAAGAAAUAAAAUUGUCUAGUUAUAAUAUACUUACAUAAAUUGUUAUUGUUAAAUUGUUACAUUGUACACUAAUAUAUUAUAAUUGUAAUCACAAAUUAAAUAUUAUGCACUUAUUAUAUCAUUUUUUUUUAUAAUAUUGUUAUUCUAUCACAAAGAUUUAUGAAGUAGGUUUUAUAUAAAUUUAAUCAAUAAUGUUAUUCUAUUGUACACAUUCUUAGUACUUACACCGCACGUAUAAUAUAUUAUGUACAUACACAUCUAUUAAAUGUUAAAAUAAAUUUAUUGACUCUGAUUAUGUACAGUUUUUUAAUUGUUUUAAAUUGUAUUCUUAUCUUUUUACUCUUGUUAUAAUUAUACAUGAAUAUCACAUUUAUCAACACAAUUAUGUAAUGUAUUUAUCUUCUUCAAUUACAAUUAUUAUCCGAAACCUA
Messenger RNA from Aphis gossypii (cotton aphid), 3093 nucleotides. RefSeq lists its product as uncharacterized. The transcript is spliced from 5 exons. The record is from RefSeq and is a predicted model, not a curated record. Gene Ontology annotation, molecular function: oxidoreductase activity. Bases 1036 to 2241 code for a protein of 401 amino acids. NCBI's taxonomy places the organism in Eukaryota, Metazoa, Arthropoda, Insecta, Hemiptera, Aphididae.